AUGUCUAAUUCAAAGAAACCAAUAUUAUCUGUGAAAUUUUUUAUACAAGAUCCUAUUAAUCAUGAUCAUAUAGUUUAUCGAUGGAUGACACCUAUAUCAGUACGUCAUUUAGAUUGGGAUAAAGUAAUUGAUAAAUUACAUUGUGUAACUUCUAAAAAAUAUUCAGGAUUUGAAAUGACAUGGUAUGAUGGAUUUCAUCAUUGUGUAUUGACUAAUACAAAAGAUUUACGUAAAGCAGUUGAACUUAUGCAAAAUCGUCGAACAGAAGAUAAUUGUGUAAGACUUCAUGUUAGAGCAAUACCAAAAUUAUUACGACCAGAAUGUCGUUCACAGAUUAAUAAUGAUACACCAUUUUCAGGUCAGUAUUUACCUAGUUACUUAGAAGCAAUUGGUCUACAGCCUUUCAUGCAAAUCGAUUUAACGGAUAGUGAAAAACAAUACCUUAAACAAGAUUCAAUUAGGAAAGAUGAAUAUCGUUGGUAA
Messenger RNA from Schistosoma spindalis, 483 nucleotides. The record is from the annotation of a GenBank genome assembly. NCBI's taxonomy places the organism in Eukaryota, Metazoa, Platyhelminthes, Trematoda, Strigeidida, Schistosomatidae.